Messenger RNA from Didymodactylos carnosus, 2266 nucleotides. The record is from the annotation of a GenBank genome assembly. Lineage: Eukaryota; Metazoa; Rotifera; Eurotatoria; Philodinida; Philodinidae.
CACGUCUCAUGUUGAUAUUCGGAAUCAGCAUGGUCGACUACCUAUAGUCCACUAGGUUUCGGCUCGAAAGCGAUCGGACAGUCUGGGACCUUCCCUCGUUAGACGUACAUUAUGCUGAUUAUUUGAUAAAUCUUGUGAUUUUAUGUCUAUUUUCACCAGAACUUCAUCUUUUUCCCAUAAAACUCAGUAUAUUUUCACAGUAAGUUCUCAGUCGUCUCAUUUUACAAUCGAUUCAUUGUAUCUUAUCUUGACAUUUUCAUGGCUGGCGAUCCGAUGAUAUCAAUCGCCAUUAUAUCUCUGACCUGACAGAUGUCGCCACAGUACGAUAUUGUUUUCGACUUUUCUGAGAAGUCGACACUCAGUUUAACACUGUUGAAUGGAUUUAUGAUCUGAUUUUUCUCGUAUAAUACGUUUUAUGCAACGCCACUGGGCAUCUCUCCAGAUUCGUUCAACUAUGUUAGUGAAAAUGUUAGAAAGUCCAAAAACCAAUUAUCAUGGACCUUCAUUGCCAGCGGAACCUAUUUUAUCGCAAUUAUCUCUAGUUGAAAAUCAGCAUCCUACAUUUUUGAAUCAGAAAAACCGUAUAAGCAGUUGUCAUCGAGGCUAAAAAGACAGUUGAUUGAAACAUAAAUUGAAAAAUUAAAUGAAAAGAAACAUCUCAAUAAGGUAGAGAGCCAGAGGGUUUUGGAUAAAUUGAAUAAUACGAAGAAACUUCAACGUCGAAAUGAGACGCUGAUACAGAAAGAAGGACAAGUGCAGCUCCAGCGAGUAAUAUCCAAUUCGUCAGUCGAAUUCGACUUUCAAACUAUAUUUAGAUUCGGAAGAUUCGAAUUUUGUUUUCUAAUUCCGACUUCAACUUUUACUUUUCUAUGUGGUUAUGUUCGAUACAGAGUCUCUUCUCAUAUUCGACUUCGUACGGAACCACCUAGAUAGAGAAUUAUCUUUUUAGUAGUAAUCUAAGAACAUAAAAUCCGCUCUUUUAUCUGUUGAAUUUGUGAACCCUAACGCUAACUUCGUAGUAUGGCUUAAUUGUUCGUCUGACGAAGAAUGCUGUAUGUUUUAAACUGAAAAGGAGCGAUUUGAUAAAGAGUUCUCUGCGGCUAGUAGCCGACAUGAUGAAACAGUAGCCGGCGGCUACUGUUUCGUCAUGUCUAUGCGCCUAGAAGCCUAUCUUGAGUGAUAGAAAUUCAGAGAGUACUCUAUGUUACUAUUCAUGAUAAGCAUAACUUAGAUGGCAAUCAUGCUACACAACGUGAGACCGAUGAACAAACAGAAGUUAGAAUUUUCAAAGGACAACUGAUCUGAAUGCACAGGUGCGAUGUUCAAUGUAUAGAGUAACAACUAUAGACAAGUUGACUCUUUGAAAGCAAGGUCAUCCGGUUUCUCUGACUCAUCGAUUGUCAUUAUUGAUAUAAGACAAAGUCAGCUGUUCAUGUGUGUUUAGAUGCGGUAGACCUAAUAGAAUCUCCUUAUCUUAGAGGUUUCCGCUAACGCACCGCAUUUGAGCACGAUUGACAUCUAGUUUUCUUGAUGAAGUUGUCCUGCAAUCGUUUUAUGGCGCCUAUUCACUAUCUUCAGAAGUCUCCUUAGUCAUAAUUUUCAUCCGUCAUUCUCGAGGACUGUGGGAAAGCCAUAAAACAUGGCGCAAAAAGGUGAUAUUUCCUACUAGAGCCACACAGAAUUAUUCUGGCUUUUGAAGCGCUUGAUUGACCUAUAUUUAUUGAGAACAUCUUUAAAAUCCGUAGAGAGAUGAUCGAGAGAAGCAGGUAGUUUAUUGACAGAAUGCCAUUAUGCUUACGCACCGCGUCAACGCAGUUGAAACCAUCGUACAAUAAGUUUUCUAAAUCUAAGAACAAAAAAAACCUGGGAGCAUAUUCGAUUAGUGAUCCAAGAUCCUACAAUACAUUUUGCUUAUAUCUAAGAAAAGAAAAAAAAUUAUUUUAUUUGAAACAUCUGAAAGUGCGUCCAAGGUGGGAAAAACUAAACUUUUCUCUUCAUAUCUUGAAUGAAAGUUAUUUAUUCUUCGCGUUUGUUGUCUGUUUACUUUAGAUCUUAUUAUAAACAACAUCCACAAUUAUUUGAAAUAUCUAUACAUACAUUUAAACCAACCGAACCAUGUGUUUUAAGUAUCGAUCAUCGUUUUUAUCGUGCGAUUAUUGAAUUUUGUGAUACAAAUGAAAUUGAAUUACGUUUAGUUGAUUUUGGUGAAAUAGUUAAAAUUCCAGUUCAAGAUUGUCAAAACACGUAUUCAUCGAUUAUUACAUAA